Messenger RNA from Thunnus maccoyii (southern bluefin tuna), 3227 nucleotides. It is a transcript of the gene rhag, whose product is annotated as Rh associated glycoprotein. Gene Ontology annotation, molecular function: ammonium channel activity. Gene Ontology annotation, biological process: ammonium transmembrane transport; ammonium homeostasis. Lineage: Eukaryota; Metazoa; Chordata; Actinopteri; Scombriformes; Scombridae. The record is from RefSeq and is a predicted model, not a curated record. Bases 401 to 1711 code for a protein of 436 amino acids. The transcript has 10 exons. Gene Ontology annotation, cellular component: plasma membrane.
UUAAAUAAAUGCAUCACUGUGAACAUCUAGAAGAAGUCAAGAAGUCAACAAACAUAACUUUGACAGUGAAACAUGGGUGGGAAUGAGCAGUCAUUAACUCCUUCUCUCAUGUCCGCUCACUGACUGGGUGUCAUUACGUUUUGUUUUGCUUUGUUUCCUCAGACGUCCAGAGAGGAAACCCAUCCCCGUGAGCAAAGCUCACAAUGGGGGUGUUCACCAUCCAGGCCCCAGUCUUCUGCUCUGUUAUUGGUCACCACGAAACCUGCAUCAGUUUAAAACCAGACGCCACUUUCUUCCCUCCCUUCACACAGCACAACCCUUAAAAAAAGACAGACAAGGAGGGACUGACAGAGUGAGUGAGUGUGUGUGACUGUGAGAGAUAACCAGAGUUGGUCUCAGGAUGCCUGCGUAUGCCACCAACAUGAGGUUGAAGUUCCCCAUCUUGGCCUUGGUUUUGGAGAUUAUCACAAUCAUCCUGUUUGCAGUGUUUGUGGUCUACGACGAUGGAGAAGGUCACGGUCACGACUCACACUCCAAUGAGACUCACCAUGAGCCGGAGCCCAUGCAGCUUUACCCCAUGUUCCAGGAUGUCCACGUCAUGAUCUUCAUUGGCUUCGGGUUCCUGAUGACCUUCCUGAAGAGAUACGGGUUCAGCAGCGUGGGCGUCAACCUACUCCUGGCCGCCUUCGGCCUGCAGUGGGGCCUCCUCAUGCAGGGCAUCUGGCACAUGGUGGACGGCAAGAUCAAAGUCAGCAUCUUCAAAAUAAUCAAUGCAGACUUCAGCACAGCUACAGUCCUGAUCUCCUUUGGAGCCGUUCUGGGUAAAACCAGCCCUGUGCAGCUCCUCAUCAUGACCAUACUGGAGAUCACCAUCUUCUCUGUCAAUGAGCAUCUAGUGGCAAAUGUACUCCAAGCAAAUGAUGUUGGAGCAUCUAUGAUCAUCCAUGCCUAUGGAGCCUACUUUGGGCUGGCUGUGGCUCGAGUACUUUACAGACCAGGUUUGAGGAAUGGACACGAGAACGACGGAUCUGUUUAUCACUCUGAUCUGUUUGCUAUGAUUGGAACCGUCUUUCUGUGGAUGUUCUGGCCCAGUUUUAACUCCGCCAUCGCUGAUGAGGGCUUUACUCAGCUCACAGCAGUGGUCAACACCUACCUCUCCCUGGCCGCCUGUGUGCUCUCUGCCUACGCCAUCUCCAGCCUUGUGGAGCACAAAGGAAAACUGGACAUGGUGCACAUCCAGAAUGCCACCCUGGCUGGUGGUGUUGCCGUGGGAACAUGCGCUGACAUGAACAUCGGGCCAUUUGGCGCUAUGCUGAUUGGAUUUGUGGCUGGCAUCGUUUCUACCCUGGGCUUCAAGUUCCUAACUCCUAUCCUGGCAUCCAACCUGGGCAUCCAGGAUACCUGUGGUGUCCACAAUCUGCACGGCAUGCCCGGCAUCCUGGGCGGGUUGGCUGGUAUUGUUGCCGUGGCUUUGGGCAAGAAAGAGGGAGGUGAUCCUGCCAUGCAAGCUGCUGCCUUGGCUUCAUCUCUCGGGUUCGCUUUGGUUGGAGGUGCUGUUACAGGUUUAAUAAUGAAGUUGCCGUUCUGGGGACAGCCUCCAGACCAGAACUGCUUCGAUGACUCUAUUUACUGGGAGGUUCCCGCUGAGGAGGAGGAGAACGAGGAGAGCAUGGCUCACGGCGAUCACGCAAAGAACAAAGCAGAGGUUUAAAGAUUUGAGCUAGAAAUGAAGUUUUGAGCAAAAAAUCAUUCAUCAGUUAAACAUCAACAACAACUUGGAGUAUUUUUCAUCAUAGUAUAGUUUACAUUUUUAAUCUGGGACACAAUAGAGACUCCAACAUAUAUAUAUAUAUAUAUAUAUACCUGUAUAGAUACAUAUAGGUAAUCUGAUUCUUAUAAUUGAUAACUUAAGGAUUUGGUUAAUUCCAUUUACUCUGAGAAAAAAAAACAUAUUUUAGGAAUUUGAAAGGAGAACAGAAACCAUCAGGGAUUUUUUUUAACACUGAAAAUUGUGAUCAGCAGUUCACAACAGUCAUGAGCCACUGUACAACUCGUAGUGGGUCACACCAUAGCUUCACUGUUGAAACACUUCUAUAAGCUUUUUCUUUAUUUCAUUUUAUAGUAUAAAAAAAGCAUGUUUUAAGAUAUUAGUAUAGUGUGUAUUUUCCUUCAUACAUUCUUUUAUAUUUCCAUACACUUGGCAUACGUAUCUGUGCUGAGGCUUUAGGUCAAAGACAGGAAUCAAACCAGGCUUUGAUCUGCUGCUUCGUGUUACCUCACUGGAGCCCAGACCUUCUGCAAGGAGCCAGAGUCAGACUGUGUGAAGUCAGCUCGGCUCUGACGUGGGCUGGGAUAGUAGCAUAAUGUUCUUGUAACUAAUGAACUUUUGUGUGGCUUAUCUUUCACCACUUCCGAGCAUUUUCUAUCCAUCUGAGGGCAGCUGUACAAUUUCUUCAAUGCAAUGAUGAGCUGUGCAUUUAGCAUUAAAGCGGCUGUCACCUUGCAAGCUGUGGUUAAUGUUUUUUUUUCCUGUUUUCUAUUUACAUCCAAUGUACUCUUUCGUGUACAUACAGUUUAGCAUUUAGAUGGAUUGACAUGGUCAGUUUGAUUAAAGCCCUGCACUGUCAAAGAAAAACUGGUACUGCAUGUUUUCAGAUAUCUUUAGAAGAAUGCAACAGGAUCUUGCACAUUUAUUUUACGUGCAAAUGAGAUAAAAACUUAAUUUUUUUAACCUAUUUUCACCUUAAUAUUACCUUUUUAUGUAUCAGUUGGUCUGUUUUCAAUCUCUUUGUUUUUUUUCUGUAGGUGAACUGCAGUUAAAGAGUCUUUUUCACUCUGAGUUUUGAACCGUCACACAUGCGACAAGCCCUUCUGUGUCUAUCACAGGAUUAGACUUCAAUUUGUCUGCUUGAUAUCUUUUGAAUCUGCAUGAUGCUGCAGUGCUGACUGACAGAUUUUUAUUGUGUUAAACAUCAAAGCACAGGACUGCGGGGCUAGAUGAAACUGACUACAUGUAGACUUAAUCAAUUAUAUUUUAGUUUGUCAGAUUAUGUAUGAAGCUCAGACCACUGAAACACAUCAAGAUUUGUAUUUUUAUACAGUGGGCAUGUGCUCUUAUUUGUAUAAUAUACUAAUACUGUCAUAAUAAAUAUGUUUUUGUACAAUACCAAUGAUUAUGUGUUUUUUUGUCAUAAUACUUCAACAUCAAUAACAAUCUUGAUUGUGAG